GAGGCCAACAAUGAAUAAUUGAGAUUAUAACACUUUUUAAAUAAAAGUAGAAAUCUAAACCACAAGAGCCAUUUUUAUACUUUACUCUAAAUAUAUUAACUAACUUAAUCCCAAAGGUCAAGUGACAAUAAUAGCUUCAAACAACCUCACAUUCCUUUUAGUCAACCCACUUCCAUCCAACAAAACACAACAACAAUGGAGAUCAAGAAACCAAAUCAUCUUCAUCAAUAUCAUCUCCCCAACCCGACCCGAAUAAUAUUCAUCCUCAUCACCAUCCUCUCUCACUCCACCACCACCACCACCACCACCACCACCACCACCACCACCACCACAUCUUUCCCAAAACCACCACCAAUUCCCAUUCUACCCCUACCCACAUCCCACCAACUCUCAUGGCAACUCUCCGAAAUGGCACUCUUCCUCCACUUCGGCACCAACACAUUCACCGACACCGAAUGGGGCACGGGUCAAGCCGACCCAUCAGUCUUCAACCCGACCCAGUUAAACGCAACCCAAUGGGUCACUGUUGCAAAGGAAAACGGGUUCUCUCGGGUCAUCUUAACCGCCAAACACCAUGAUGGGUUUUGUUUGUGGCCGUCUGAUUACACGGACUAUUGUGUCAGAUCGAGUAAUUGGAGAAAUGGGAGUGGUGAUGUUGUGGGUGAUCUGGCUAUGGCUGCUAGAGAAAAUGGGGUUCAAUUGGGGCUUUAUCUUUCUCCAUGGGAUAGACAUGAAGGUGUUUAUGGGAAAACUUUGGAGUAUAAUGAGUAUUAUAUGGCUCAAAUGACUGAAUUACUCACCAGAUACGGGAAUGUAAAUGAAGUAUGGCUAGACGGUGCUAAAGGCGAAGGAGAGAAAGACAUGGAGUAUUUCUUCGAAAACUGGUUCAGCCUGAUCCACCAGCUGCAGCCCAGUGCGGUCAUAUUCUCCGACGCAGGUCCGGAUGUCAGAUGGGUCGGUGACGAGGGUGGGUACGCAAGCACCACUUGUUGGUCCCUUUUCAACUGCAGCAACGCCGCCAUUGGCAACACCGAUUCCCGAUACUCGCAAGGCGGUGAUCAGCUCGGACACGACUGGGUCCCGCCCGAGUGUGAUGUGUCCAUCCGACCCGGCUGGUUUUGGCACCCGUCUGAGUCUCCGAAAUCCGCUACGGAACUCCUUGAGUUGUAUUACAAUUCGGUGGGGCGAAACUGUCUUUUACUACUAAACGUGCCACCGAAUUCUUCGGGUCUUAUUUCCGAAGAAGACGUUAAAGUUCUUAGAGAGUUUACCGACCUAAGAAGAUCGAUUUUUUCUCAUAAUCUAGCGAAGACCGCUAUCGUUUCCGCUAGCAGCACGCGCGGUGGUUAUAAUGAUACGCGGUUCGCCGCGCGUUUGAUUUUAGACGAAGGUAUUUUUACUUACUGGGCGCCGAAUAAGAACAAGUCUCCUUGGGAAAUAUAUCUUGAUUUUCAAGAACUGGUGAGUUUUAACGUUGUACAAAUACAAGAACCGAUUCAAAUGGGGCAGAGGAUUGCGAAGUUUCAUGUAGACGUUGUUAACGAAGACGGUGGAUGGUCUGAAGUUUUUAAUGGGACCACAGUUGGAUACAGGAGGCUUUUACGGUUCCAGAUGGUGAAAACCCAGGGUCUACGGCUUGUUAUCGACAAGGCUCGAGCAGACCCGUUGGUUGCUUAUUUGGGAGUUCAUGUUGAUACGGUUUCUAUAAAUCGGGCCGUGAAGUGUAACACGAGCUUGUUUUCUAACUUUAAUGAUAGUCAAGUUUUGCAUCAAAUUGUUCAUAACCAUACUCGUGUUUCUUCGAUAUAGUCAAGAAGCAUAGCAGCCAUGGAUCCGUCGUAUCUUCAUCUUCGGUUGUAAGUAGUUGUGGGAUCAAGAUUCACGAUUCGUUCAAAGUCGUGAUGCAAUGCUGUAUGCUUGGAUGCUGAUACUUGAUUAUGAAGAACAUUUAAACAUGUUGUAAAAUUAGUGUACUUUUGAUAUAGGCAUUAUUCAAUUCAGAAUACUUUAUACAUGGCUGAAUCGUUUGUUCAUGAACAUUUGUUGAACGAAUUUCGUUACCUCAAACGAUUAAGUGAUAAA
Helianthus annuus (common sunflower) is the source of this 2082-nucleotide messenger RNA. RefSeq names its product alpha-L-fucosidase 1. Bases 196 to 1809 code for a protein of 537 amino acids. The record is from RefSeq and is a predicted model, not a curated record. Lineage: Eukaryota; Viridiplantae; Streptophyta; Magnoliopsida; Asterales; Asteraceae. Gene Ontology annotation, cellular component: lysosome. Gene Ontology annotation, biological process: glycoside catabolic process; fucose metabolic process. Gene Ontology annotation, molecular function: alpha-L-fucosidase activity. The transcript is spliced from 2 exons.